AUGCUGUUCCUUAUUCUCCUUUUCGUCCUCUUUCCGACGGUCUCCACUUCCGGAAUGCUCCGUUUCCAAGUGACCGCGUCGAACGACUGUCUCUUCCGAAUCACCUCCGAUUCUGGCAUCCAGCAGCUCUCCCUUCCGCUCGGCGACCAUCUUUCCACCCAUUUCCGACCGCAGAGCCACCUGAAAUCACUGGAAUUCACGUUUUCGGUCGAAGGAUUGGCGGUUCCGGCUCGCAAACACGUUUUCCAACUGAUCCAUGCUCAUGGGGAUCCGCAGAGAAUCGUGCUGGAAUUCGAUCAGACCGUUGUUCUCGUCGAGUCCGAAUUCGUGUGCGACAAUGGAUUUUAUGGUCCCAGGUGUCGGAGCCAGACGGAGAAAAAGACUUCUACUACUAUUUCGGUCCCUUCCACUACUUCUGCUGGACCCACCGGAUCCACUGAUUCGAUCGAGGGUUCCAUGUCCUUCGCAACCCUUCAUCUGGCCUUCGUCGUCUUUUCCGUGGUCCUGCUCGUCGCCGUCAUCAUCCUGGUCCUGAGAAGUCGAAAGUCAAAGUCAUUGAGCGGCAAGAUGAUCCAAUAUUUGGAAAAUCAUAAUAAUAACAAUUGUUCUAACCCCUCCUCUAUUGUAUAA
Molecule: messenger RNA, 630 nt
Organism: Caenorhabditis sp. 36 PRJEB53466
Lineage: Eukaryota; Metazoa; Nematoda; Chromadorea; Rhabditida; Rhabditidae
Source: the annotation of a GenBank genome assembly